Messenger RNA from Cercopithifilaria johnstoni, 648 nucleotides. NCBI's taxonomy places the organism in Eukaryota, Metazoa, Nematoda, Chromadorea, Rhabditida, Onchocercidae. The record is from the annotation of a GenBank genome assembly.
AUGGCAAAUGAGAAUUGGUUCAAAUGUGAGUUAUGCGAUAAGCAAUUCAGAUGUGCAAGCAUUCUGAAACACCAUAUGAGGAUACAUCCCGGUAGAAAAAACUACAUAUGUAAGGUAUGUGAUAAGCAAUUCGGAUAUGCAAGUCAUCUGGGAUGCCAUAUGAGGAUACAUACCGGUGAAAAAAACUAUGUGUGUAAGGUAUGCUACAAAACAUUCAAUCAGCAUUCGAAUAUGAAGACACACGAACUGACACAUAAAAACGUACGACCAUUCAACUGUAAACAGUGCGGUAAGAAUUUCACUCGGAACGGUAAUUUGAAAAAACACAUGAAUAUACACAAAAGUUCGAGUGAAAGGCUAUAUUCUACAUCGGGCGAUCUGAAUCGAAAUAAAUCGACGCACGAAGAAGUACGACCAUUCAAAUGUGAAAGAUGCGAUAAAGCGCUUAAAAAGCGUUACCAUCUGGAACAGCAUAUGAAGACACAUACGGACGAAAAGGCACUGAAAUUCAACGGAUGCGAUAAAGCAUUCAAGCAGCCUUUAAAUCUGCAGCGACACAAAUUGACGCACGACAACGUGCGAUUCGAAUGUAAGCAAUGUGGUAAGAAUUUCACUAAGGAAUUUGAAAGAACACAUGAAAAUGCAUAA